GGCAAGAUUUGAGGAACCCUGAUCAUAGAGGAUACAGACGAUCCGCCUCCAGGCCGGCAGAGGGCAGCGGUCCACUAGAUGCCCAGUGACUCCGGUGUCACGUCACGCACGCGGCAAAAACAAACAACGACGUACGCGCGGAAUUUCCCCAAAGAGUAGAUUUUAUUUUUCUGCACAAUUUAGAGACAGAAGCCGUACGUUUUCGAUAUACACAAGCAAGAGAUUAUUUUUUAUCCAGCAACCGCUGCUUAUUCGCAUACUAAAGGGUAUUUUGGAAAUACAUGGUCAUGGAUUCUGCAGAGACGAGAUAUGCCCAUCUGCUGCAGCCCCUGCGAGACCUCACCAAGAACUGGGACAUUGACCUGGCCAGCCAGCUUGGAGAGUAUCUUGAGGAGCUGGACCUGAUGACCAUUUCAUUUGAUGGUGGGAAAACCAUGAUGAACUUUGCAGAGGCUGCACUUUUAAUCCAAGGAUCAACAUGCAUCUACGGCAGAAAGGUAGAGCUCCUUCACACUCUGGUGUUUCAAACAUUAGAUUACAUCUCUAACAAAAACAAAAAACGUGACAAACAAGGUUCUUCGUCAGACGGUAACCAAGAAAAAACCCCUUCAGGCAAUGAAGGCGAUGAUUGUGAGUUUGAUGAGAUUGAGCAGGAUGAGAACGUCAACUCUCAGAAUAUAACGAUGAAAGAUCCAACAGAGCCAGUGAAGAUUAUCCGUCUCCCUCCUGAAUCUCUCAUUCCUGUAGAAUCACUCGAGAAACAGAAAUACCCCCUUCUCAGCCUUAAAGGGGAGCUUCUUGGCAGCUGUAAGGAUUUUCGAAUGAAUCAUUUCACCAUGGAUGAAUCAGGAUUGAUGCGUCUGGGCUCUUCCCACACUCACUUCCUCAAGGAGGUCGCAGAAAUCCAGCACAACUUCUCUGUACAUGAACCUGUGCCUUUAGAUAACGAAGGUGUAGUUGAGGUUAAUGGUGGUUACGAUGAAGAAGAUGGUGGUGCAGAGGUUCUUCCUCCACUGGAAGAUCAUGGGAUGGAGGUGGAGUCUGAAGAGUGGGUGGAAAGACAUCAGGCCCCUAGUGAGGGGAGGAUGUUAAGACCGAGACCUGCAGUACAGCCAAUUCCAGAGGAACCCAAGCAGCUCAAGGAAAUUGUGGACCCUUGGAAUUGGCAUGAUUCAUAUGCUGCAUUUGGGGAGGACAAACCUCUCAAAACAGGGAAGUGUUAUAAAGUGCCCGCUGGUCUUGAAGAGUCUGGAAAGAGGAAGAGGAAGGGUCCUUCAAAACUUCAGGACUUUGGGAGCUGGUACUCUAAAGCCUUUGAGACUGCAGAUCGCAAGCUUAAGAAUGGACCUACUUAUCCUGACCUUAAUUACAUCUUUGUGAGUAAAAUGGGUCAGCGUCUGAAAGCACAGAAGCAGAUCCUCAGGAAAAGGGGUGUUUUUGUCUCCGAUGAGGAGUUAAAGAAAACUUACUUGGAACCAGAGAAUAUUGAGGGCCAGGUCGAGGUUGUCCGGCAUCCAGACGAAGAGGGUGAGGACUUUUCUGAUGAGGAACAUGACAACUUGGUUGAUGCGGAGCACCUUGGUGAACGGGAGCAAAUUUUCCAUGACGUGCAUAUGAGCCGGAUGAGUUAUGAAGAUCUGGUCAAGAAGAGUGUGGACCUGUUUCUGGUGAACUCUCAGAAGUACGCGCAGGAGACUGCGUUGUCUCAAAGAGUCAAAGAGUGGGAGGAUGGAAUCAGUCCUCAUCUUGCUGCUCAGGAGACCCAUCCAGCUUUUGACAUCCAUGAGUAUGGAGACAGAAUUGUCCAAUCACUCUGUAGCGUGGGUGUGAAAAAAUCAUUUGCCUUUGUCGUCAAAGGCAAGGAGAACACAGAAGCCUGCAGAUACAUGCUGGCUACACUGCAGCUGGCCAAUGACUACACUGUGGAGAUUGACAAGAGAGAUGGGCUUGAAGAGAGUGUAGAUACUAUGGAGCUCACGUUACUGACUACACAGAGGGCUCACGAACGUCUCAAAACCUACAACGCACCCUCUGCUACAGAUAUUCCUUGACCUUUUAUGUUUGUUUAUUGCUUAUCAUCUCUUACCUUUGGCCCCAAACAUUAGCUAUUUAUCACCGACAAUGUCAAAGAGAGAAAAUCCACACAAAGAAUUUCUAUGCUUUUCUAUUCUAGGUCUUUUUUUUUUUGUCUGGUAAUUCCUGUAUUCUGAUAUCCAGCACUGUACUUAAGAUUUCAGUUUGGCCUUUAAAUAUGCUGAAGAAUAAAAGAAAUAACAGGUGUUUGAGACCGGCUUUGCAUUUUAAGAAGCGAAUAUGUCAUAUUUAAUUGGCUGAAAUUAUGAUGAAAGUCUGUAAAAUGGCUUUAAAAAAGUCUGUUUCUAUGCAUUCUUUGAGAUUUUAAGAUGAUGGAGACUUUUCCCUCCCAUUUUCAUCUCUAAGUAAACUGCAUUUCUGUACAGUUUCUAAACCAGUUUUAUAGAAUUAUAGGAGACAAAAAUAAAAAAAAGUGAUGCACUAUUU
Sinocyclocheilus rhinocerous is the source of this 2520-nucleotide messenger RNA. It is a transcript of the gene ncaph2, whose product is annotated as non-SMC condensin II complex, subunit H2. Gene Ontology annotation, cellular component: nucleus; condensin complex. The coding region runs from base 282 to 2051 and encodes 589 amino acids. The transcript has 19 exons. Gene Ontology annotation, biological process: mitotic sister chromatid separation; meiotic chromosome condensation. The record is from RefSeq and is a predicted model, not a curated record. Lineage: Eukaryota; Metazoa; Chordata; Actinopteri; Cypriniformes; Cyprinidae. Gene Ontology annotation, molecular function: chromatin binding.